AUGAGCAAGAAUAAUUUUCCUUUUGAACAAUUUGCAAAUUGGACACUAUAUCCAAGUAAUCAAAAUACUUUAACACAAUCAGAAAAUCAAACAAUAACCGUUUCUGAUGGUGUAAUAAUCAAAGCUAAAAGUAUAUUUGUUGAGAGAGUUUAUCAGAUUUUUAAUCAUGUUCAUCCAACAUUAAUUAUUGAUACAAAAUCAGUAGCAUACAUUUGUUUAUUACUAGCACGCCUAUUUUUUGAGUUAAUUGAAACUCGCCCUUCAACCCGAGAAGACAUUGAAAAUCGAAUCAAUAACAUUUUUACACCAACAAUGUGUCAUUGGGCAAAAAAACAUAUACAAACAGACAAAAUUACCAAAUAUAAAAAUGGUAAAAAAUUAGCACAAGAUAAAUCAUUAGAAUCAAAAACAAGAUUUGAAUUAUUUCAAAAAAUAUCUAGACUUUCUAAAGAAAAUUUAGGUUAUAAAAUUCCUGAAACAGCAUCAUUAUUAAUAUUAUCUAUUGUGGAGUAUGUAGCACAUGAUGUAUUACAAUGGGGUGGUAGUUUUGCAAAAAAUAUUGAAAGUACCAAACAUAUUGUUAAAAAUGGAAAAAGAAUGUUAGAUUAUAAUAAUCUUAAAACGGCAAUUAAAGCUGAUGCCAAUUUUAGUGAUUUUCAGGCAUAUUUAUUAAGAAAUUGUAAAGAUGAUGAAACAUUAUUAAUACCUUUUGAAAAUCAAUCAAAAGAUAAAGAUUUUGAAUUAUUUGAUAUUGUUAAAGCAGAAGAAAUGUGUUAUGAUAAAGUUUUAAAAAGUAUGGUUGAAGAUAUUUCAAGAUAUAUUAGAGAUUUAAAUUUAUUAUUAAAUGUUUUUAAACGUAAUAUGGAGACAGGAUUUUCUCAUUAUAAAUUAGAAAAUGAUUAUAUUAAAAAUUGUUUUGGUAAUAUUGAGGAAAUAUAUAAUUUAACUCUUAAAGUUCAAGGAGUAUUAGAAGAUUCUUUUGAAAUGUUAAAUAUGUAUAAUGUGGGACAAGGUCUUAUUGAAUAUGUUGAAGGACUUGAUUUUAAUUGUUAUUAUGAUUAUGUUAAUAUUUUUCAAGUACCAGCAGAUUUUUUUGAUGAUAUGAUAAAGGAUAAAAAUUUGCAACAAUAUUAUGAUCGUGAAGAUCAAAUGUAUCGUAAUACCCCAAAUGGUACACCAUUUCGUCUUGCAAUAAGAUAUAUCUUACCUGAAUUAUUAAAAUCUCCAAUAAAAUAUUUUUUUCGGUUCAUUGAACAAAUAAAUUUAUUAUGGAAAUUUUCAAUGUCAGAUGAAGAUGAAAAUGAUUUAGGUUCAUGUAAAAGUAUACUUAUAGGUUUAGGUACACAAAUUGAAAUGCAAGCAUCAAGAAUGAUUAAUUUUAAUUUAAAAAAUGAUAUUCAAAUUGCUAAAACAACACCAUUAAGUGAUAAUAAAAUUAUGCUUCAUAAAAAAGAUAUGAUAAUGCGUGAUAUACAAAGUAAAAUUGAAGGAUGGCAGGGGGCAAAUAUUGUUGCUACAUCAACUAGAUAUAUACAUGAAGGUGUACUUAUGAAAAUUAGACAUAAUGGAAGUAGUGUAACUGAAACAAUUAAAGGGAAAUUUGGUAGUGCUGAACGAUAUGUGUUUCUUUUUGAUCAAACAAUUAUAAUAACUAAAAAAUUAAAUCAACCAAAAACAAAUAAUACUACAAUUAGUGUUGCACCAACAGAUAGUAAUAUUGAAUAUAAAUUUAAAGAUCAAAUAAAAUUAAAAACAUCUGAUAUUGUUGAUUUAGAGGAUAAUGAUGAAUUUAGUAAUGCUUUUAAAGUAACAUCAUAUUCAAGUUGUAAUAAUCAUGAUGGUAUGGUUUCAUCAAUACUUAUACUUGCUGCAAGAUCAAAAGAAGAAAAAGAAAAAUGGAUGUUUUCUUUUGCUGAUGCAUUAUCAUCAACAUUACUUGAUCGUAUAUUAGAUGCAUUUUUAAAAGAAGAAUCUAUAAGAAUUCCACUUUAUUUUCCUGAUCCAAAAAUAUAUAAAUUUGCUGAACCAAAUAGAGAAGAUAAUAUACAAUUUGAAGAUUAUACACAUUCAAAUGGUGCACAUGUUGUUAAAAAUGCUACAUUAACAAAAUUAAUUGAAAGAUUAACAUAUCAUAAAUAUCAUGAACCAAGUUUUAUGAAAACUUUUCUUACCACAUAUAGAUCAUUUUGUGAACCAAUUGAAUUAUUAAAUUUAUUAAUACAAAGAUUUCAUGUUCCUAUACCAAAUGAAUUAAGUAAUAAGAAUGUUGUUGAAAAAUUAAAAUCAAAUUCAAAAAUUUCUGGUAAUUUAUUUAUUGAACAAGCAUAUAAUCGUUUCAAAAAAGAAUAUCAACGGCCGGUUCAGAUGCGUGUUUUAGUUGUAUUACAGUAUUGGAUAAAAGAUCAUUGGUAUGAUUUUGAAAAUAAUACUAAAAUUAUUGAUAGAAUGAUGGAUUUUCUAGAUGAAAAAUGUUGUGAACAAGCUUUUACCAAACAACAAAAAAGUAUGUGUCAUACAAUUAAAGAUUCUAUUAUUAAGAAAAAAAAAAGUAAUUUUAUACAUGAAAAAAGUUUUGAUAAUGAUGUUGGUGAAAAUGAUUCAUCAUCAAAUUCACCAAUUGCCUCCUCUCCAGGAAUAAAUAAAACACAACAUUUAUGGCAUACAACAAAAAAAGAUGACAUCAAUGAGUAUGGUUUAUUAACAUUACAUCCUGUUGAAAUUGCAAGACAAUUAACAAUAAUUCAAGCUGAAUUAUAUAAAGCAGUUAAACCUAUUGAAUUAUGUAAUGUGGCAUGGACUAAAGAUGAUAAACAAAAAAGAAGUCCUCAACUUUUAAAACUUAUUCAACAAUCAACACAAUUAACAUAUUGGAUUCAAUGGUGUAUUGUUCAUGAAAAAUCAUUAGAGGAUCGGGUUGCAAUGUAUUCUAGAGUUCUUGAAAUUAUAUGUGUAUUGGAGGAACUUAAUAAUUUUACAGGUGUUGUAGCACUUUUUUCAGCAUUAAAUGCCAGUCCAAUUUAUAGAUUAAUUCAUACAAGACAGAGAGUUGAUAAAGAAAAAAUUGCAGCAUAUGAAAGAUUUAAAAAACUUUGUGAUCCACAUUGGGUUGAAAUGACACAACGUUUAAAAACAGUUGAUCCACCAGUUAUUCCAUUUUUUGGUAUAUACCUAACAAGAAUUGUCUUUUUUGAAGAAGGUAAUAAAACAUUUAUAAAAAGAAAAAAAAAUACUGUAAAUGGAAGUGAGGAUGAUAAAAAGGAUAACAAUGAUGAAAAUAAAACUUCUGAUAAUAAUAAUUGUGGUGAUCAAUUAAUUUCAUUUUUAAAAUGUAGAAAAAUUGCUUCAUUAAUAAGAGAUAUACAAAUGUAUCAAGAUAAACCAUAUGAUUUAGUUCCUGAACCAACAAUAAAGUUAUUUUUUGAAACAAUUGAUAUUAUUGGAAAAUUUCCUGAUAUAAAUUCACUUGAAAAUUAUUUAUUUGAACAAUCACAACUUGUAGAACCUAAAGACGUUGAAAAACUGGAGAAUAUUAAGUCAAAUUAUACUUCUGCAACCCUAAAAUCACCAGGAAUAAAAAUACCAAAAAUACCAGCACCAAUACAAGUUUCAUCACCUAAAACAAUGGUUAUGUCAAAUUCACAACCACCACCUUCACCAUCAAUAGCCUCAUCUAUUGGUCAAAGUGAGGAGAAUGAUUUUGCUAUAAUAAAUAUUAAACCUGGUACAUUUCCUAAAUAUCUUGGAGAUGCUCCAACAAAAACAGCAAGAUUAAAUCAAAGAGCACUCAGUAAUAUGAAUCCAUAUCAUCCCAUUCUUGAUGGACCUGAUCAUGUUGAAAUUGAUGAAAGUUAUUUUUGUAGCCCAUCCCCUUCCGCUUAUACUCAAGAUGGUGAAUUUAUUUUUCCACCUGUUGGUUCUGGUUUAACAAAAUCAUUCCCGGUUGAAGUUCCUACAGUUUUUGCACCGAAAAUAAAAGAGAGAAGUAAGGUGGCUAAAUUAAUAGAUACUGUACCGCAAACACCACCACGUAUUAUACCACGAGCUAGUAAAAGUGGGACGAAAUCAAAACGCGAAUCAACUUCCAGUCAACAUUCACCUUUACAAUCAUCGGAUUUAAAUAGUAGUUGUAUUAAGACAGACUCUAAUGAAAGUUUGGUUGAAAGAAUACCAAGUCCAUUAUUAUUUUCUAAUACUAUGAGAUCAAGAGCACCAUCUGUUAUUUCAUGUAAGUCAUGUGGACAAACUUAUGAACCACCAACACCACCAGGUGAACCUGAAGAUAUUAUUUUAAAUACUGAACAAAGAUCUACUGCACGUCGCCCACCAACAUUACCACCAAAAUCAGAAAAAAUUAAAAAACGUAUUCAACAAUUAGCUAAUAAACCACCACCAUUAUUUCCUCGCCGUUCAUCAAUCAUAUCAACAUUAUCAACAUCACCUACCCCUUCAUUUUCAAUGACAGCUUCAACAACAACAAAUAGUGAACGUAUUGAAAAUAUGUUAAUUCCUCCGGCUCUACCACCAAAAACAUAUAAAAAAACAAGAACAGAUUCUACUAGUAGAAGAUAA
Messenger RNA from Strongyloides ratti, 4569 nucleotides. Its product is annotated as Son of sevenless homolog 1. Gene Ontology annotation, biological process: positive regulation of GTPase activity; Ras protein signal transduction. Lineage: Eukaryota; Metazoa; Nematoda; Chromadorea; Rhabditida; Strongyloididae. The record is from RefSeq and is a predicted model, not a curated record. The transcript is spliced from 7 exons. Gene Ontology annotation, molecular function: protein heterodimerization activity; guanyl-nucleotide exchange factor activity. The coding region runs from base 1 to 4569 and encodes 1522 amino acids. Gene Ontology annotation, cellular component: plasma membrane.